AUGCCUGUCCUGCCAAAGAUUCCAGAGCCCCUACUAUUCCGGUCAAUGGGGACACUUGUCGAAUCCACACCAGGAGAGAUCACCGUGUCUGAUUCUACAUUGAAUCACGACUUCUAUUCGGCAGCUGGGACGUGGCUGCAAUCGAACUGGACUUACCAGCUCUCUGAACCCGGAUCAAUGCAAAUGCUCGAUAGCUGGAGUCCACGGAUGCUUAAAACGCCGCGGACUUUCCUCCUCGGUUCCCCAGAGACUACUACGGAUGAAGAGGAUACAUACCAUCUUCUGUCGAGCAGUCACUCGGCCGGCUUGCAAUAUCCACAUGAUUGGAAUUCUUGUCAGAGCGAUUCUACAUUCUCCUUUGAUCUCGAUGACAAGGGUGUUUCUACAAGCGACAGAAACUAUUCCCUUGUUUCUUCGCCGCAGAAAUGCCAGCCAUCUGAAACCUCCAUAUCCGACGUUAACUGUACAAGUAUCAAACCGCAGAUGCCAUUAUUCACGGAUUCAUCGAGCCCAUCACUUGGACGACGCAGCUCUACUUGCACAGCGACCCUGAUGUCCUAUCCUGCCCCGCACGAAGAAAGUAUGGAUAUUGGCAUAGGAGAUCUUGAUGAAAGCGAAAAUACCGAGCCGCCGUAUUCCCAACUUAUCUAUCGGGCCCUCAAGUCUGCGCCUGGAAUGAGGUUGUCUCUCCAGGACAUUUACAGUUGGUUUGAAAGGAAUACAGCCAAGGGCAGAGGUCCACGUCCCAAAGCCUGGCAAAGCAGCAUCCGCCAUAAUCUGUCGAUGAACGCGGCAUUCGAGGCUGUGAGGGAAGAGCUUCCAACAAGAAAGAAGGCGAACAGCUUCUGGCGGCUGACUGAAGACGCCAUCAGGAAUGGUGGCGUAGAGCCGACCACAAGGUAUCGCAACUGGAAGCAGAAGAAAUCCGUCAUCAGGUCGGAACAUCAUCUGGCGCCUCAACGCCAACGCUCCUCCUCCGGUGCCAAGGGAGGCAAAGCCACCACCAGGACGGCUGCGAAGAUACGACGCGACGAGCACGACGUCAGCGGAUUUUCUUCUCAUGAUUUUUUUACUUGUCAGCAACAACAGCUUACGGACAUGGAUAAUCAUCAUCGGCAUCCUCGUACGCCUGUGUCGUCGCAUACAGGACUUUGGACCCUCUCGUUAUCAUCGAGCCCGACUUUCUUUGGCUGUUCUGAGUCGAGUUGUCUGAAUGAAUAA
Rasamsonia emersonii CBS 393.64 is the source of this 1221-nucleotide messenger RNA. Its product is annotated as Forkhead domain protein. Bases 1 to 1221 code for a protein of 406 amino acids. The record is from RefSeq and is a predicted model, not a curated record. Gene Ontology annotation, molecular function: DNA-binding transcription factor activity, RNA polymerase II-specific; RNA polymerase II cis-regulatory region sequence-specific DNA binding. Gene Ontology annotation, biological process: regulation of transcription by RNA polymerase II. Lineage: Eukaryota; Fungi; Ascomycota; Eurotiomycetes; Eurotiales; Trichocomaceae. The transcript is spliced from 2 exons.